Molecule: messenger RNA, 3671 nt
Organism: Chondrus crispus (carragheen)
Lineage: Eukaryota; Rhodophyta; Florideophyceae; Gigartinales; Gigartinaceae
Product: Fatty acid beta-oxydation multifunctional protein
Exons: 5
Coding region: 1-3459 (1152 amino acids)
Biological process (GO): fatty acid beta-oxidation
Cellular component (GO): peroxisome
Molecular function (GO): acyltransferase activity, transferring groups other than amino-acyl groups; (3S)-3-hydroxyacyl-CoA dehydrogenase (NAD+) activity; NAD+ binding
Source: RefSeq, a predicted model, not a curated record
AUGGUCGCCGCCCUCCAUCGCCAUAGACCAAGAAGACCUUCGAUCGAUAGUCUGCACCCCUUGACGAGUCCCAGGAGGGGGAAACGUCCAGUCACCUGUGUACCCGAACUCCCAACCGGAAAUCAGAUUUUAUCUCACCCUAAGAUUCCACAAUUUUUCUCUGACGAAAGGAUUGAACAAGAGAUUGUGGACAAAGCAGACCCCUGGAGCUUCGGUUCGUGCAAGCUAGCUCAACACGACGAAGGCACUUAUAGACAGGGACCGGCCGAAGGCUUCUGUAGACUACAGACGUCACCAACCACUGCCGUAUUCUACGUUUUCCCUCGCACCCAUUCGACAGUACCAACUAUGAGUCGCCCGCGAGUUGAUAUGGACAAGCGUCAGGGAGGAAUAGCGAUUCUAUCCUUUGCAAACCCACCCGUGAACGCGUUAUCUUCAACCUUGCAAAAGGAAAUUUCGACUGCUCUCAAGUCUGUUCUCGCGGAUUCGUCGGUUCGCGCGGUUGUCGUGCACGGGGCUGGAUCUCCAGGUUUCUUUUCAUCUGGUGCUGACGUUUCCCAGUUCGCUGGCUUCGCCUCAGGACAAGAAGUUUUCUCAGCAGAAGGGUCAUGGUUUUAUUCUGGUGCGGAAGAAUCCCCUAUCCCCGUAGUUGCGGCGGUUGAUGGAGUUUGUUUUGGGGGUGCACUCGAGUUUGCUCUGUGCUGCUCAGCGCGAGUUGCAUCGGAGAAGAGCUCCUUCUCAUUGCCAGAACUCAAGCUGGGCAUCAUUCCAGGUCUAGGCGGUACCCAGCGGCUUCCGAGGCUUGUUGGCUUCGAGAAGGCCAUUCCCAUGAUGCUGAAUUCUUCGGUCUUGCCAGCCCACGCUGCCUGCGACGCCGGUCUACAUGGUGGAAGAAAAGGCCUCAAAGAAGAGGCUCGAGUAUUUCUCAAGUUAGUAACUUCACCAGAAUCUCAAGGAACGGUGCACAUGUUCUUCGGUUCUAGGCAGACUUCAAAGGUUAAACUGCAAAAUGAUCCCUGUGCCAAUGAGAAAGGGAGAGUACCUAAGAAAGUUAGCAUUAUCGGCGGUGGACUCAUGGGGGCUGGGAUUGCAACAGCUAUCUUGUCCGCAAAUAUCCCAGUCGUGAUCAAGGAGCUUAACGAGAAGUUCGCAGCAAGUGCUCGAAAGAGAGUGGAGAGAAAUCUUGGCAUUAAGGGAGCUUCCAAAAUGCAAAUGCUAUCUGUUACAACUGAAUACGAUGACCUUCGCGAUGUUGACAUCGUGAUCGAAGCAGCUCUUGAAAACCCAAGCCUGAAACAGGAAAUCUUUGCAGCACUGGAGUCCACUUGUCGCCCAGACUGCAUUUUAGCUACGAAUACAUCCACGAUUAACUUGGAUUUAAUCGGAAUGGGGGCUCCUAUUGCCCACAAAGAGGGAAGAAUUAUAGGAGUACAUUUCUUUGCUCCCGCUCAUAGGCUGCCAUUGCUUGAAGUUGUUCGGACUGAAUCUACUAGUGCCAAAACAAUCAAAGACGUUCUCGCUCUCGGAAAGAAGAUUAAGAAAACACCGGUUGUGGUAGGAAACUGCGCGGGAUUUGCAGUGAAUAGACUCUAUUUCCCUCAGAGCAUGGUGGCGGGAUUCCUCUUGAUAGAGCUGGGUCUGGAUCCCUACAAAGUCGAUAGAGUUUGUGAGGCCUUUGGAUUACCGAUGGGCCCGUUCCGUCUUUCUGAUCUUGUAGGUUUGGACAUAAGUGUUGCCGUCGGCUCAGUUUUUUCCGCUGCAUUUGCGGACAGAACGGUGGAAACAAACCCGGUCAUCGCAGAGAUGCUUGGAGCAGGUCGGAAAGGACAGAAGUCCGGUGUGGGUUUCUAUCGCUACAGCAGUGAAUCCAGGAAAGCAGUGCCUGACCCAGAUGGGAUUGCACCUUUCCUCGAGCGUGCUCGCGCCAAGGUACACUCUGGACCUGAAGCUGAAAAGCUUCGAGCAGUUGUAGCAGACCUGUCGGAUAGUGACAUCGUCAACAUGAUUCACCUAUCAUGCGUCAACGAAGGGUACCGUAUUCUUGAAGAAGGUGUGGCUAUGAGCUCCGUAGACUUGGAUGUUUGCUCUGUUAUGGGAAUGGCAUUCCCUGCCUUCCGUGGCGGACUGAUGUACUGGGCUGAGAAGACAUUUGGGGGAGCCGUCGGUGUCUUACAAGAGCUUGAACGCUUUCUCAAGAUGUCCAAUGGGUUUCCACUGUUCAAACCUUCGCAGAGCCUCAUCCGCUCAGCAGCGCGCAACAAGGCUGUUGGAGAAAUUGUACGUCCACCACUUUCGACCGGAGAGCACGGUGACGUCGUCAUCGUUUCGGCUUUCAGAACGGCUGUUGGACGCGCAGGACGCGGCGGUUUCAAGGAUACCUUACCUGACAACUUAAUGAUUCCAGUUCUCAAAAGAGUUUUAGAAGAUACUGAUGUGAACGUCGAGGAAGUUGGUGACCUUGUCGCCGGAAACGUCCUUCAGAGAGGAGAUACAGGUGUGGUCCAACUACGUGUUGCCGGGCUACUCUCUGGUUUGCCAACUACUGUCCCUGUUCGCACUGUCAACCGUCUUUGCUCUUCUGGGCUUCAGGCUAUCGCCGAUGGAGCUGCUGCCAUUCAGGCUGGGUAUCAAAAAAUCGUCAUCGCGGGGGGUAUGGAGAGCAUGAGUAUGGCUUCGAUGCAGAACAAAGAACUUCGUCCGAAUCCACAGGUGAGAACUCUCAAAGAAGCUUCAAGCUGCUAUUUCCAGAUGGGUGAGACAUCAGAGAACGUUGCUGAAAAGUUUGGAGUCUCUCGAGAAAAGCAAGACAAAAUUGCAGUGUCCAGUCACGCUAAGGCGUCUGUUGCGAAGCUCGCCGGGAGGCAGAAGAGUGAGAUUGUCCCGGUGAAGACGAGGGUGACGGUCAUUGACAGGGAGACCAAGAAGGCAACUGCGCGCCUUGCCAAACUUCCGGCCGUCUUUCGCAAAGGAGGUAGCACCACUCCAGGGAAUUCUUCGCAGCUCAGCGAUGGAGCUGCAUUAGUGAUGCUAAUGAAGAGAUCAGAAGCGGAAGCGCGCGGCCUCGAGCCCCUUGCUAGGCUUCGAUCAUAUGCUGUAACUGGAGUGGACCCUGCAAUUAUGGGUAUCGGACCCGCAGCCGCGAUACCAUUAGCGCUCGAGAAGGCAGGCAUCACCACGGAUGAUGUUGACCUAUUUGAAAUUAACGAAGCCUUCGGAUCUCAAGCAGAGUACUGCAUUGAGAAACUGGGCCUCAAUCGGGACAUUGUCAACGUUAACGGCGGAGCAAUCGCGAUUGGUCAUCCAUUGGGGAUGACAGGCGCUCGGCUGACUGUCUCCAUUAUUCACGAGCUGCAUCGGCGUCAAGGUCGCUUUGGAGUAGUCUCAAUGUGUAUCGGUUCGGGAAUGGGGGCAGCAGCUGUGUACGAGAUCAACAAACCGCAGCUAUCGUCAAGAUUGUAGAGUUCUCAGUUUUGCAUGUGAAGAAGAGAAAACUAUACGCUUCUCAACAAGAGUCAUUUCAAUUCGCAACUGCAGGUAGAGAGCGUAGGUUUCAGUUAAAACCACUUAGGAGAUCGUGAUCAUUCCAGGAAUAAUGUUCUGUCGACGUAGUCAAGUAGAGCGAUUUUCAGACUUCGAAAGAAGCUUAUAUCAAGGCCCACUCGUUUGGUACU